GGGAAGCUUCUGUCUCCCGCCUUCUUCUGGCCGGCCUCCUCUCUAAAGAGCACCUGUCCCGCCCCCCUCCUCUCCGAGGCGGCAGGUGCCCCGGGGGCCGCCCCCGGGAGGGGGGCGGGCGAGGAGGGGGGUGUCGCCUCCCUCCACCAUCUGACCGCCUCGGCCAGCCCGCCUCGCUCGCUCGCUGGCUCCCUCCCCGUCGCCAGUGCAAAAGCGGCGCGCCCCCGGGCGCCGGGCCGAGAUGCCCGCCGGAGCGGCCGCGGGCGAGGAUGUUGCACUGGAAUGAGGAAGUGGAGUGGCGGGGAGGGGAGGGACCCAGAGCCCAGCUGCCUCCCGCCGCCGCCGCCUUCGCGCUCCUGGGCCGAGGAGCAGCAGCAGCAGCAGCAGCAGCACAUGGAGCGGGCGAGCCCUGGGCCGCCGGAGCAGGUACCGUAUUGCCCCUCCGCGACGCGCAGCCGGAAUGGGGGUCCUCUGCCAAACUUUCCCCGGAGGGGAGGCCGAAAGUUGGGGCGAGGAGGAGCGGGAGACGCGUCGCCGGGGGUGCGCUUCCCAGCCAGCGGCCGGGAGUUCCCGGUCCGGUUCUUCCCGGAACACCUGUUUCUAGUUAUACAGCCACCUUCAGAUCACUUGGGGAAAAUGGAAACAGACGAGGCUCAAGAUAUAACCCAAGUUUCAGCUGCAUAUGGGGCCGAAGGCUUUAGGGACUUCCACGCCAUCCUCCCCAAAUCCUUUUCCCCCAGUAAUGUUAAAAUAGAGACACAGAGUGAUGAAGAGAAUGGGCGUGCCUGUGAGAUGAAUGGGGAAGAAUGUGCGGAGGAUUUACGAAUGCUUGAUACCCCGGGAGAGAAAAUGAAUGGCUCACACAAUGGCGGCAAAGCCAUGUCAGGCGUUGGAGGCAUUCGGCUCCCAAACGGAAAGCUAAAGUGUGAUAUCUGUGGGAUAAUUUGCAUCGGCCCCAAUGUUCUUAUGGUUCACAAGAGGAGCCACACUGGCGAACGCCCCUUCCAGUGUAAUCAGUGCGGGGCAUCCUUUACUCAGAAAGGCAACUUGCUCCGCCACAUCAAGUUGCACUCCGGUGAGAAGCCGUUCAAGUGCCACUUGUGUAACUACGCUUGUCGCCGGAGGGAUGCUCUUACGGGCCACCUGAGGACCCAUUCUGUCGGCAAGCCCCACAAAUGUGGAUAUUGCGGUCGGAGCUAUAAGCAGCGGAGCUCUUUGGAGGAGCACAAGGAGCGCUGCCACAACUAUUUGCAAACCAUGACCCUCUCGGGCGGCCUUUAUCCCGUCAUGAAAGAGGAAACAAGCCAGAGCGAAAUGGCUGAAGACCUGUGCAAAAUGGGAUCCGAGCGAUCCCUGGUGCUGGACAGGCUCGCGAGUAACGUCGCCAAACGUAAGAGUUCUAUGCCUCAGAAAUUUGUGGGUGAGAAAUGCAUGUCCGACGGUCCUUACGAUGCGACCAUUAGUUACGAGAAGGAGAGCGAUAUGAUGCAGACCCACGUCAUGGAUCAGGCCAUCAACAAUGCCAUCAGCUACCUAGGGGCGGAGUCGUUGCGCCCCCUGGUGCAAACCCCACCGGGGGGCUCUGAAGUCGUGCCCGUCAUCAGCCCGAUGUACCAGCUCCAUAAGCCCCCCGGAGACAGCCACGCCCGCGCCAAUCACGCCGCUCAGGACAGUGCGGUGGAAAACCUGCUCUUGCUUUCCAAAGUCAAGUCGAUCUCAUCCGAAAGGGACCCAUCGCCCAGCAACAGCGGCCACGACUCCACUGACACAGAGAGCAACAAUGAGGAACGCAGUGGUUUGAUUUACCUCACGAAUCACAUCGCGCCCCAUGCGCGCAACGGCCUCUCUGUGAAAGAAGAACAUCGGCAGUACGACAUCCUGAGGGCCGGCAGCGACAGCUCCCAAGACGCUUUCAAGGUCAUCAGCGGCAACGGGGAGCAAGUGAAGGUUUACGUCUGUGAACACUGUCGCGUCUUAUUCUUAGAUCAUGUCAUGUACACCAUCCACAUGGGCUGUCACGGGUUCCGUGACCCUUUCGAAUGCAACAUGUGCGGCUAUCGCAGCCAGGACAGGUACGAGUUCUCUUCUCACAUAACCCGAGGGGAACACCGCUUCCGCAUGAGUUAAAACUUUUUCCUGCACGUCGGAGUUGCCCAAGGGCGGCAGCAACCCCUCUCGCUUUCCUCCUCCCACUCCGAAACACAAAGCGGCAGACAGACAGCAACGGGACAGCAUCUAAUCCAAAUCAGGAGGUUGGGGCCCCCCAUACAUGGACUCCUCUUGGUAGCAUGCACACACCAUUCAGCUUUAUACUAUUAAUAGUGAUGCUCUUCCUGCAGAAAGAUAUGAGCCGUCGGAAACAUUAGUUAAAGUAAGUAGGAGCUUUUUUAGUUAGGUCGAGGAAGCCCUUUCUUGCUAGCAGUUCUUUUCAGCCACCCCCUCCUCCCUCCCCUUUCACGCAUGGCAAGUU
Gekko japonicus is the source of this 2470-nucleotide messenger RNA. It is a transcript of the gene IKZF1, whose product is annotated as IKAROS family zinc finger 1. Gene Ontology annotation, biological process: regulation of transcription by RNA polymerase II. The record is from RefSeq and is a predicted model, not a curated record. The annotation marks the transcript as partial. Gene Ontology annotation, molecular function: DNA-binding transcription factor activity; RNA polymerase II cis-regulatory region sequence-specific DNA binding. The transcript is spliced from 9 exons. Lineage: Eukaryota; Metazoa; Chordata; Lepidosauria; Squamata; Gekkonidae.